Messenger RNA from Ictalurus punctatus (channel catfish), 2273 nucleotides. RefSeq names its product BCL2 like 1 (gene bcl2l1). The record is from RefSeq and is a predicted model, not a curated record. Gene Ontology annotation, cellular component: mitochondrial outer membrane. Lineage: Eukaryota; Metazoa; Chordata; Actinopteri; Siluriformes; Ictaluridae. The transcript is spliced from 3 exons. Gene Ontology annotation, molecular function: protein heterodimerization activity; protein homodimerization activity. Gene Ontology annotation, biological process: negative regulation of intrinsic apoptotic signaling pathway; intrinsic apoptotic signaling pathway in response to DNA damage; extrinsic apoptotic signaling pathway in absence of ligand. Bases 397 to 1125 code for a protein of 242 amino acids.
CUCUCAAGCAAGCAGGUUAGGUAGCUAGAUAGCUAGCGUACAUUUGCUAAGCUGCGGUGCUGAUUUGUAUAGCUUGAACAAGAAAUGUCGGAUUUACAGUCGGGCACUGACUGGAGUCCUGCUCAGUAUUUCGAUCAUGUGGGAAAGCGAGACGUAACGCUCUUAAUGAUUUGAUGUCCGAGCCCUUGCGCCAUCCUUGAUUGCAUCUGUUUACGCCGGAUAAGAAGUGGAGGAAAAUCAAUGAUCAGAGGUCAACCUGGUUUAAGAUCCGUGAUGAGAGAGCCAGAGUCAGCACAAGUCUGAGUAGAGACGCAAGCGUCUGCGUGCUGUUUUUCAGACACCGGUGAGCAAGAGGGAGGUAUCCAGCGCCAGAUAAACGCCGUAUUGCUCUCAAUUAUGUCUUACUACAACAGAGAACUGGUGGUGUACUUCAUCAAGUACAAGCUCUCGCAGAGAAACUACCCCUGCAAUCAUAUCGGGCUCACAGAAGAUGUGAACGGAACCGAAGGAGGCCAGGCAGAGGAAGCGAGCGCUGAGGGAGCGGCAGAAUUGGAAACGCCGACAGCUGUCGUUAACGGCGCCGUAAACGGAACGGGUUCAGCAGGGACUCCUCCGCAAUCGCCGACUUUGUCCCCUCGGAGGCAGGUGAACGGCGGCGCGAGUCUGGAGGCAGUAAAGGAGGCGCUGCGUGACUCGGCCAACGAGUUCGAGCUGCGCUAUGCUCGCGCCUUUAGCGACCUGUCGUCGCAGUUGCAUAUCACUCCGGUCACGGUGUACCAGAGCUUUGAGAGCGUGAUGGACGAGGUGUUCCGUGAUGGUGUCAACUGGGGCCGCAUCGUGGGCUUGUUCGCCUUCGGGGGUGCCCUCUGCGUCGAGUGCGUGGAAAAGGAGAUGAGUCCGCUGGUGGCGCGUAUCGCCGAGUGGAUGACCGUGUACCUGGACAACCACAUCCAGCCCUGGAUCCAAGAGCAAGGAGGAUGGGAGCGUUUUGCAGAGAUCUUCGGGAAAGACGCAGCAGCGGAGAGCAGAAGGUCACAGGAAAGCUUCAAGAAGUGGCUGCUGGCAGGGAUGACGUUGUUCACAGGGGUGGUGUUGGGCUCCUUCAUCGCUCAGAAGCGCCUGUAAAGAUUAACGAAGGCGCAGCAUCUGGCCUCCACCCAGUAUACACCUCAGUCAUACAUGAAGGAACUUUUACCCAAUUAAAAGUUUUUUUUGUUGUUGUUUUGUUUUUUGUAUUUGUUUUUGUUUUCUUUGCCAAGAAUUGUCAUGUUUACACCCUCCUCCUCUCGCGGUGCACUGUGGACUGUGUUAGUGACCCAAGCACAACUGUAAACUUGGUGUACACAGUCCCAACCUGGUGAAAGGCGACUUGCUACUUGGCCCAAAACAGUGAUGUUGCUCAAUAGCAUAAGAGACAUAGCUUAAGUGACCUCUUCUUUUUUUUUUUUUUUUUUUUCUUUUUUUUUUUUUCUUCUCUUUUUUCUUUUUUAAAGAAUUGUCAAAGACUUUCCAAAUGGAUCACUUAUUUCUGUUUGUUCUUUGUAAAUCCAUUUACUGCUUUAGUCUUUUAAAAUAUACACGAUUAUUUUAUCUUCAAAGAGUACUCCGAGAAGCAAUGAUACAGAUCUCGCUUGAGAACUGAGUUUAUAAGUGAAGCACCUGCUCCCAGGUUCUGGAUGGAGGCUCAGCUCAUGUUUUGGAUCGUUCAGAGGCUUCGAUAAAGGAUUAGCAGACACGUUCAAAACCUUGCACUACAGUUCAAGUCCUUUCUGAGUCUACUGUGCGAGUUUGUCGCAUAACGUGGCCUCUUUAACCAGGAAGGGGCAAUGUGUGGGGGGGGGGGGAUUAAUGCUUAGCAACUUUAGUCAUCUUUGCAAGUCAAUUCUGUAGCAAUUCUGUAGUUUAGUAUAAUUUAUGUCAGGAAAAAUGCUCCAGAAACGUGUGAUUGCUAUGUACGGGAUUAACGCUGAGGUUCCGAAAGCUCUGGUGAAUCUUUUCAUUUUUCUAAAUGACUCUCUGAGUUAAUAUAUGAGAGCGUGCUCUGAUAAAAGAGCAACCAAGUUAAAUUUCAAGCAUUUCUUUUUUUUUUUUUUUUAAUGUUUCAUUAUUAAACCUAAAUUGGUUAAAAUUGUAGUAACUUUCUUUACACCAUUGGGAGUAUUGUAAUGAGAGCUAGAGCUGGCCCUGUCCUCUCUGUUAUUGUUGCACCGCUGCAUCAUAAACGCAUAACAUGUAAUAGACGAAGCUUAGAUUAAAACACAUCUCGACAAGUG